AACACCAUGGUGGGGCUAUGACCUCGUUGGAGCUGGCCACAAAGAUCGGGCUCCAUCCGUCUAAGCUUCCCCGCUUAAGACGACUCAUGUGUGUGCUCACCAUAUCAGGCAUAUUUGUUAUCCAUGAAGCAGCCUCGGCAGACAAGGAGGCUGUGUACGGGCUUACCCCAACCACAUGCCUCCUUGUUAGCGAUGAAGUUAAGUCAAACUUAUUUCCCAUUGUGAAUUUGAUGCUUGAUUCAACUAUCAUUACCUCUUUCUUUGGCAUGCACUCAUGGUUCCUAGAUGACAAUUCCGUGUCCAUGUUCAAAAAGGCUCAUGGUGUUACCUUUUGGGAGAUGGCUGACCAGGACGAUACCUACAACCAGCUAAUCAAUAAUGCAAUGGUUUAUGAUAGUAACUUUCUCAUGGAUAUCAUCUUGAGGGAGUGUGGUGAUGUAUUUCUUGGAAUAAACUCACUUAUUGAUGUUGCCGGAGGCCAUGGUGGAGCUGCCAGGGCAAUUACGGAGGCAUUCCCGCAAAUGAAAUGCACCGUGUUGGAUCUUCCCCACGUGGUUGCAAAUGCUCCUUCUGAUGACCAUGUGUCGUUUAUUUCUGGUGAUAUGUUCGAGUACAUUCCACCAACGAAUGCUCUUUUCCUGAAGUGGGUGUUUCAUGAUUGGGGCGAUGAAGACUGUGUCAAGAUAUUGAAGAAGUGCAAGGAAGCUAUCUCUCCCAGAGAUGCUGGCGGGAAAGUGAUAAUCAUAGAUAUGGUAGUUUGGUCUGGGCCAAAUGAUAUUGUUACAAGAGAGACACAGGUUUUCUUUGAUCUCCUUAUCAUGUUUGCUGAGGGAAUAGAGCGAGAGGAAUUUGAGUGAAAGAAGAUAUUCAUGGAAGCUGGGUUCAUCGAUUACAAAAUUAUAUCAGUGCUGGGUGUUAGAUCUGUUAUUGAGCUCUACCCUUGAACACAGUGAAUAACUACAGGGUAAUCUGCAUUGUAUGUUCAAAAACUGGCAUGAACAACAUGUGUGUUGUCUUCUCAUAUU
Molecule: messenger RNA, 1025 nt
Organism: Brachypodium distachyon (stiff brome)
Lineage: Eukaryota; Viridiplantae; Streptophyta; Magnoliopsida; Poales; Poaceae
Product: acetylserotonin O-methyltransferase 1
Exons: 2
Coding region: 18-857 (279 amino acids)
Biological process (GO): methylation
Molecular function (GO): O-methyltransferase activity; S-adenosylmethionine-dependent methyltransferase activity
Source: RefSeq, a predicted model, not a curated record